Molecule: messenger RNA, 2639 nt
Organism: Drosophila ananassae
Lineage: Eukaryota; Metazoa; Arthropoda; Insecta; Diptera; Drosophilidae
Gene: acj6
Product: inhibitory POU protein
Exons: 9
Coding region: 713-1843 (376 amino acids)
Biological process (GO): regulation of transcription by RNA polymerase II
Molecular function (GO): RNA polymerase II cis-regulatory region sequence-specific DNA binding; DNA-binding transcription factor activity, RNA polymerase II-specific
Source: RefSeq, a predicted model, not a curated record
CCGGCCAGGGGACAUGGCCACGCCCCCGCUGAUAAAUAAUGAAAACAUGUCGUCCGCCCCAUUGAAAAUAAACUCUGAAGUUAGCGAAACUCAUCAUAGAAUUCUUUAUCACAACACCACGCGCGCUUGUCUAGUUGUGAAAUCUGUUCGCUUUCGCGUUUAGUUUCGACAAUAGUUGAAUGCACCGGGCAUAUCGUGGGGAGUCGCCAUAAUCUCGUCUGAGAAUAUCGGAGAUAUCGGGAAUAUCCAGACAUCGAGUUACGGUUACGUCCACGCAGAACACGGAUACGAGAGGCGAGCGAUAGUCGGAGCGGUAGAGCGGUAGAGCGGUAGCGGUACGAAGCGGUACAAAAUUUUGGAUUAAAGCCUACUUUUUCUCGCAACGCGUCCCCACACAUACACGACCAAAGUCAACUACAAAUAAAUCAAAUAAUUCAAUUAACUGAUUACCCAACAUAUUCCGAAGAAAGUAAAGAGGAUAAGGGCUGAAAAAAGUGAUAAAAAGUGAAAAGAAGAAAGGCCCGACACAAAAAAUCAACGGGCGAGAGAUCGCGGCCGUGGAGAGUAGAAACCAAGUGCUUUUUAUUUGUUGAUGUCCUGCAUGCAGGACACGCGCUAAGCCUGUCCCAGUAAGUGCUUCAAAAUUUACUCGCCAACCACUUUCGACGCCUCCAGGGCGUUCAAGCUGGAGGAGGACUUCGUCGGCGGCUGCAUGACAAUGUCGAUGUACUCGACGACGGAUAAAAUGAAAAUGUCAGCGCCCAGUUGUUUUCCUGGACGCUACAGUCCCUCCUAUCGGAGUUCGGAGCAGAUGCGCCGCUGCAUGCCAAAUCCAUCUAGUCGUUUGUUAGAAGAUGCUUCCCUAUUAUGCAAUUCGUGGUCAGCACGUCAGAAUGGUGAUAUCUUUGCGGGCAUCAACGAUGGGAUCCUGAGCAGAGCGGAAGCCCUGGCAGCCGUCGACAUCCAGAAGCACCAAGCCCAGCAUGUACAUAGCCAAAUGCCCUCCCAGAUCAAGCACGACGUCAUGUACCACCACCACACAAUGAGUGGGCCCCCGCAACGUCCCCUCCAGAUGCACCACUCCAUGGAUCAGCUGGACAUGCUGGAUCCGACGGGCUCGAUGACCACAUUGGCGCCCAUCUCGGAGUCCCCUCUAACGCCAACACACCAACACCUGCACGGUUCCUAUCACAGCAUGAAUCACAUGAUGAGCCACCACCAUCCGGGCACGUUAAGUGGCCACACGGCGGGGCACCAUGGACACUCAGCGGUACAUCAUCCUGUUAUCACGGCGGCAGUGGCAGCCGCUGGCCUGCAUCCUGACACCGACACCGAUCCCCGAGAGCUCGAGGCGUUUGCGGAGCGUUUCAAGCAGCGGCGUAUCAAGCUGGGUGUCACGCAGGCCGACGUGGGCAAGGCCCUGGCCAAUCUAAAGUUACCUGGCGUCGGCGCGUUGUCGCAGAGCACCAUCUGUCGGUUCGAGAGCCUGACACUGUCCCACAACAACAUGAUCGCCCUGAAACCGAUCCUCCAGGCGUGGCUAGAGGAGGCCGAGGCGCAGGCGAAAAACAAGAGGCGCGACCCGGAUGCGCCCAGCGUUCUGCCGGCGGGCGAGAAGAAAAGGACUUCCAUUGCGGCACCUGAAAAGCGUUCCCUGGAAGCCUACUUCGCCGUCCAGCCGAGACCAUCCGGUGAGAAAAUCGCUGCCAUUGCCGAAAAGCUGGAUUUGAAGAAAAACGUGGUGCGCGUCUGGUUCUGCAAUCAACGCCAAAAACAAAAACGUAUAGUUAGUAGUGUAACACCAUCAAUGACUGGCCACGGUUCGGCGGGAUUCGGAUACUGAUAGUCGUUUAUGACGGCGGCAGCAGCAGCAGCAGCGGCGGCGGCAGCGGGAGCGGGAGCGGUAGCGGGCGGAGGAGCGGUAGCGAUGCAAAGUGCGGCAGGAUCAGCAGGAUCUGUCGGAUCAUCGUCGUCAUCAUCAGCAACAGCAGCAGCAGCAGCAGCAGCAGCGGCGGCGGCGGCAGCAGCAGCAACAGGCCCCCUCCCGGGCGACUAUUACCUUUAGUGAUUCUAAAUCUGAUUCUGAUUCUGAUUCCGAUUCCGGUAUAUAGUAUACAUAUAUACAGAUAUAGAAAGAAACCAAAAGAUCCAGAAGCGGCAGCAACGAACAACAACAUCAGCAGCAUCAGCAACAUCUGCAACAUCUGCAACAUCAGCAACACCUGCAACAUCUGAAACGGCAAUAAACACAGCGACGUUGAUCCUUCUUCACAACUCUAACUCUCUUUCUCUCUCUCACUCAAUAAUCAGCCAAGCCAGCAAUAAAAUCAGUAAACUUAAUAAAACAGCCAGAAAACUAAAAUAGCAGCAUACACCAGAAACUAUACGAAUCUAAAGUCUAAAGUCUAAAGUCACUUGUCCCGCACCCACCAGCCCAUGUCCUGCUCCCACAUCCUUCCCCACACCCACGCCCACAACCCAUUUUAAGAGAAACUCUCGAGUAUAAAAGUAAUAAUAAAUCGAAGAAAAUGAGAAAUCAAGAUGAAGGCAAGAAUACAAGAAUUUUUUAGGAACGAAUAAUGAAACAAUGGACCAACAUAUCAAACGCAAUAAUUUAUUGAAUUGUAUAAGAGGAAAAG